Molecule: messenger RNA, 2080 nt
Organism: Hippocampus comes (tiger tail seahorse)
Lineage: Eukaryota; Metazoa; Chordata; Actinopteri; Syngnathiformes; Syngnathidae
Exons: 6
Coding region: 105-1022 (305 amino acids)
Source: RefSeq, a predicted model, not a curated record
GACUGCGAAGCGAGGGGGGCGGAGCUCCUCUUCCAUUUCCUCGAUGUGAAGUUCUUUGGACUUUGCUCAUCGUCUUGGAGAAAUCUACGAAAUCAGGAGACGUGAUGAAUGAGGAACUUGUGGUGCGUCUCAACGACAAAGAAUACACAAACUGGCUGAAAGCGGGACGAUGUCUGUAUAUCUUGAAGGACGCCCUCCACCCCUACACCGAUGAGCAGAUGCGGGCUUUUCACCGAGCUUUACUCCGUGACAACCCUCGUCUCCGUGAACAAUGCCCGCGAUCCUGUCAGUCCGGGGACAUUAAGCUUUCCAGGGCAUGCGGGCUUUGUUUACAGUGGAAGUCUGAGAUCCUCAACCACCACAGACAACCCGGUAGCACCCUGAACUGGGACAACUGUUCUCCUCCUGCGUGGAGGACAAACCACUGGGAGUUGGCCAAGGCUUACAUGCCACGAGGUCAGGCCCACGUCAAUGCGGCACAUCAGUGCGAUCCUUCUGCGCUGCUCAACCUCAUCAACUUCUGUGACUGUUUUGGAUCUGUAGAUGUCCAUUCGUCUCAUGUGAGGGAGCUGAUCAGAUGCAGGAAUGAUCUGAUGCAUUCUCCUGACCUGCAUGUGAAGGAGGCGUGGAUGAAAAAAUUCAAGGUUGUACUGCGACGUUUUGUGCAGCUGUUCAGCCAAGUACCCAGCAUGGCGCUGGCUGAACCAAGACUUGCUCAGAUGCUGGCAGUCGAUUUGUCAAUAUGUGCUAUGGACACUGUGGAUUAUACUGGCAUGGCACUAGCUGCUGAUUCUUUGGUUUACCAUAGCGGCCUGAGGCCUGAAUCAAUCAGCCAAUGGGAGACUGAUUUACUACAAGAGAGGCUGCGGGAGUUGCGGCAUCUGGCUGAAGAUGAGACCGUGGACACUGAGCAGCUGAUGAUGCUGGAUGGUUUCCUGCAAGAAAACAAAGAUCUGGGCCAGAGGUUUUCUGGGGAGCUGCAGGCCAUCAGCACACUGGGGACUGGACAAAAGAAGAGCUGACCAACCGUCCAGAGAUUUGGGCCAAAAAUGAAGGCACGUCUGAUGGUUUGACUGUCAACGAUCUCUACAUUAGGUUUUUAUGUACUAUGUUCCCACUUCGGACAUUUUUUUUAAGGUUGAGAAGUACAGUAUGCGACUUUAACAGCUAGAAACUCCAAAGUCAUAGUUUCUAAAAUGUAUUUUGGUACAUUUUUGAAUGAGAAGUGCUUUGGCUCCUUUCUUUAUGUUGCUAUCAAUUUGUCUCUUGCACUAUUGUUUAUAUUGUAUCUCUAUAUUUUCUUUACUGUUAUAGUACAUGUGUAUUAUGCAACAAAUAAUGUUACUCAAUACCAAUGCUGAAAGCAUUAAGAGUAUGCUAGAAAAGUUUCAUUACGGUUAGAUGCUUUAAUUGUUUUUUUUUUUUUUAAAGGCCAAUAAUUGGGGCAUCAAUUGGAUGGGAGCCAUUAAAUAGUUACAAUGCCUAUGAUUGAAAUGACGGUGACUUGUCUCAUGUAAAUGGUAUUUUUAUUUAUUUCUGAUCCUACCACUGCAAUGACGUGUGGACAAAAAAAAAGUCGGGGGGGGGAAACUUCAGCAACUCCAGGGACAGAAAAUGGAUGGUUGGAUAGAUUCUGUGGUGACUUGCGCCACCUUAAUGGCUUCAUUUAGUGCUGCCAUACUCCAUCUAUUUCUCUUUCUUUGCAGUACAAGAGUGUCGUUCAUUUUCAGGCCCCUUUGAGAGAAGCUCAGGUUCCUUUGGAUGGCUAAUUGUGGUUAAUCCUUCUCAUGGCUAAUUAAAACAUAGGGCUGAAAGGUACUGUACCAUGACAUUUCCGAAUCACUUUGUGUGUCAUCAAUUUUGCAAAUGGUGACACUGCGAUCCAAAGGAGGAGGAUGAGCUCUUGCACAGAGAUUGCGUGCAUCUACAAUGUGUAUUCAGGCAGCGUUGUUGGCCAACGGUGCAUUCAUCAAGCGGACAAACUGAAAAUGAGAAGAGUAACGCAGUAAAGGGACAUCCAUCACCGGUGUUCUGUCUGUCAUUUGUGUCAAAUUACAAAAUCAUAUCAGGACCAAAAAAA